AUGGCAAAUCGUUUCAAAUUAAAAAAAUUGUUUUAUGUACCCUCUAGACAUUUCUUCCUAACGUACUUGCUGAUCCUACUAAAUGUUGUAUUUCUUAAUAUUAUUAGUUCGUCCAAAGAGUCUCUCUCCUCAUCCGAAUUAGUAGGACUUGGUACUAUAUGUGUAAGAAAUUUAUCAGAAACUUCAGAAUCGCUAGUUGAAUCCAACGCAAAAAUAGAAUUGGAAAAAAAUCAGAGUGUGAAUGAAAAUGCUGACAGUACAGACAAAGACUGUAGCAUUGAGUCACUUCCAUUCGGGUGCAAACAAUCAGACCUUAAGAAAAAAUUAAAAAAGUGGCAAUUACGCAAUUUACUUUUUUCUGGUGGUUUUAUUUUGAUAAAAAAGAAAAGGACAUAUAUUAUAUACUAUUAUUAUAAUCAGUAUUUAAAAAAAAAAUACUAUUUGAUGAUGAACAAAAUAGUUCGAAAUUUUACAGAGGAAGCAUUAAAAAAUGGAAUGUCAGAAGAAGAACGAAUGGUACAUUUAAUGGAAUGCUAUACGGGACUUACAAAGGACAUGGAAAAAAUGGAAAAAAAUUUUGAAAAAAAAUUUUACACUUUUAUUCAGAAAAAAAAUAUAUGGUAUUCUGAACUUGAAUCAUUUGUAUUUCGUUUCAAGAAAUUGUGGAUGAAGGAGAUGAAAAAGUGUGAGCUCAAAUGGACUGCAACUUUGACAAACAAAAUAACCAAGUCGUAG
Plasmodium cynomolgi strain B is the source of this 735-nucleotide messenger RNA. Its product is annotated as RAD protein. The transcript is spliced from 2 exons. The record is from RefSeq and is a predicted model, not a curated record. The coding region runs from base 1 to 735 and encodes 244 amino acids. NCBI's taxonomy places the organism in Eukaryota, Apicomplexa, Aconoidasida, Haemosporida, Plasmodiidae.